AUGGCCCACAAGGUUGGGGCUAGAGUGCUGCUGGAUUGCUGCCAGUCGGUGCCAAACAGGCCAGUCGAUGUCCAGGACCUUGGAGCUGACUGGAUCGUGGCAUCUGGGCAUAAGAUGUGUGGACCUACAGGCUGUGGUUUCUUGUGGGGCCGUUACGACGUGUUGGAAGAGAUGACACCUUUCAUGGGCGGAGGGGAAAUGAUUGAGGACGUGUUCAUUAGCCACUCGACAUAUGCCCCGCCUCCUGCUCGAUUCGAGGCUGGCACGCCGGCUAUUGCCGAGGCCAUCGGCCUUGGGGCAGCGUGCGACUACUUGUCUGGCCUGGGCAUGCACAGGGUGCACGCUUACGAACAGGAUUUGGGGGCCUAUCUGUAUGAUCGGUUAAAAUCCGUGGACAAGGUUCGGAUCUACGGCCCACCGCCAUCGGUGCCGAGGUCCCGCGCCAGCCUGUGUGCCUUCAACGUGGAGGGGCUUCAUGCUUCAGACGUGGCGGCUCUGCUGGAUCAGCAAGGCGUGGCAGUGCGUUCCGGCCACCACUGCACUCAGCCCCUUCACCAGUACUUGGACGUCCCGGCCUCGGCAAGAGCCAGCCUGUACAUAUACAACACGCGCCACGAGGUGGACAUGUUCAUUGACGCCCUGGGGGACAGCAUCAAGUUUUUUACUGAUCUAAACUUCUGA
Messenger RNA from Ostreobium quekettii, 681 nucleotides. Lineage: Eukaryota; Viridiplantae; Chlorophyta; Ulvophyceae; Bryopsidales; Ostreobiaceae. The record is from the annotation of a GenBank genome assembly.